UUUCGCUACACCUAACCGCCUAACAUUCUGUCAAUAUGUAAGCUUAUGACUUACUAGAAUUAUGACAUACUUGGCUUUAUGUGAUGCAUUUUCUUGCAUUGAGCUUCUCUUGUAUCAGAACAGUCAAAAGUUCUUAUGGCAAGAAAUAAUUCUGGAAUUUGUGUUGGAUAUUGUUGUAUUGUAUACAACUUAAAAUUAUAAACUUGAUAUAUAAUGAAUAUUGGCUGUUGAGAAAUUAGAUUUUUUUUUCUUAGUUUUGUGAUUUGACCUCUUGACAUUAUUACUUUUUGUUAUGAUACUUUCUUUGAUGUGCUAGAUAUUGACAUACUGUUAGAUCUAUGUUAAUAUUUAGAAAUAUUGUCAUAUAUCUGAAAAACUUGUCAAAGUUUCACAUUAUAUGUAUACUAUAUUCCUCAUAUUAGUCUAGUAGGACUAUUAUUUCAGCCAGUUGUCAAGAUCAAAGACUUUUCCACAAUUAAGUUGGCAUACCAACUAUCUGACCGUAUAGGAUUGAAGCUACAUCAAUCCCUUCACCGGAGUAUGUAUCCUGAUCCAAGUGAUACUUUGUGGAAGUAUUUAAAAAAAAAAAAAAAAAUUCUGCUUGAGCUGUAGUGAGGUUUCAAAGAUAGCAAAGUUGAAGGGAAAAAAAGGCUAGAGAAAAUAUAAGGGGAGAAAGAAAUGGCUGAAGUCAUAGUGUCAGAUGUUGUUCUAAAAUCAGCUCAUGAAAAGAUCGCCCUGUACUUUGGUGGGAGAAAUAAGGUCGAAGAGCUUCAGAAAACAAUGAUGAUGAUCCAAGCUCGGGUUCUUGAUGCGGAGAGGCGAGGGGAAGGAGAGAGUGGAGCUCUUGUAAAGUUGUGGCUGAAAAGACUGAAAAAUGUUCUCUACCAAAUGGAGGAUUUGUUUGAAGAGGUUGCAAUAGCUGAUAAAGAGACUGAGCUGAUUGCUGCGGGUAAGCUGACUAAACCGCUACACAAUUUGUUUUCAAAGUUAAGUCCUUUUAGCCAUUUCAGGAAUAGCAAAGUUGCUUAUGAGGUUAAGGCUGUUAUGAAGGAGUUUAAAAUCAUAACUUCAGAAAUGCAAAGCCUUAAUCUCGGGGUGUGUUCUGUUGACGAACAACCUUCAGUUAGUUUGUCUAAAAAGGAACGUACCUGUUCUUUCAUCAUGGAGGAAGAGGUAGUUGGUAGAGAUGAAGAUAAAAAAGCACUUAUAGAUAUGGUUUUAGACAUUGAUGAUGUUGAGGGAAGAUAUUCUGUGAUCCCAAUUGUUGGGAUUGGUGGUUUAGGGAAAACAACUCUUGCUCAGCUUGUUUAUAAUGACAAAAAUGUUCAAAAACAAUUUGAGCUGAGGGGUUGGGCUUGUGUGUCCGAUGUUGUUACUAUUGAAGAGUUUGCACGAAAAAUUCUUAGCUCGGUCACUGGUAGUGAUUGUCAACAUUUGAGUAUGGAAGAACUUCAGAUCCGCCUUCAGAAUUCUGUCAAUGAUAAGAAAUACUUGCUUGUAUUAGAUGAUGUAUGGGACGAGGAUCGUGAGAGGUGGCUUUCUCUGAAGCGCCUUCUGUGUGGUGGUAAACAAGGAAGCAGAAUAAUUGUAACCUGUAGGUCUAGGGUAGUGGCUCUUAAUAUGGGCACUGUUGUACCCUAUGAAUUGAAAGGCCUGUCUGAGGAGAAGUCUUGGGAGUUGUUUAGAAACCUAGUAUUCAAGCAAGGACAAGAGCAUAGAAAUCCAAACUUGACAAGCAUAGGCAGAGAGAUAGUUAAAAGAUGUGCUGAUGUUCCACUUGUCAUACGGACUAUAGCUGGCCUUCUUUAUUCUAAAGAUGCUGAGAUAGAAUGGAAGAUUUUCAACGAUAAGGAGCUGAGGAUGAUAAAACAGAAUGAAGAUAGUAUUAUGUCAACUUUGAAGCUAAGCUAUGAUCACUUGCCUUCACACUUAAAGCAAUGCUUUGCAUACUGCUCUGUCUUUCCCAAGGAUUAUGUGUUGAGGAAACAGCAUCUGAUUGAUCUUUGGAUGGCGCAAGGAUUCAUUAUGUCAUCAUAUGGUGGUGAAAGUGCUACGGAUGUUGGUGAUGUAUAUCUUAUGGAUCUUUUGAGAAGAUCUUUUUUACUAGAGGAUGUUAGAGGUGAGGAUGGUGAUAUAAUCAGCUGUAAAAUGCAUGAUUUGAUGCAUGACUUGGCACAAUAUGUGGCUGGAGAACACACUGCUGUCCUAGCUGGAUCAAAACUACAGAUAAAUGACAGCAUAAGGCAUGCAAGCUUUAUUGUGGGCUCCUCUUGGGAAGUUCCAUCUUCUUUGCUUUCUACCAAGCAAAUGCGAUCUGUUCUUCUCUUAUCACAUACUACAUUGCUAAAUCUCAAUGAAAUGUUUUCCAAGUUGAGGUGUUUACGUGCAUUAGAUUUGUUUAAGGCUGAUUGUGAAUGUCUUCCGAGCUCCAUAGGGAAGCUGGUGCACCUAAGGUAUCUUAGACUUGGCUGUUCCAUUUUAUUUCUUUCUGAGGCCAUCACAAUGCUACAGAACUUGCAGACUUUGGAUAUUCGGGCAUGUAAGUUGCUUAGGGAAUUUCCAAAUGGCUUCAACAAAUUAACCAAUCUAAGAAACUUGUAUAAUUAUAAAAUUGGAUUGAAUGAUAUGCCAUCUAGAUUUGGGCUGUUAACAUCUCUCUGCACAUUAGAUAAAUUUGUAGUGGGCGAAAGUAACGGUCUAGAUGCUCUGGCUUGCUUGAACAAUCUUUUUGGACGAUUGGUGAUCCAUCAAGUAAAAUAUCGUAGAGAAGCUGUAUCUGAGGCAAUGGUGGCCAAUUUAAAGGGUAAGAAGCUUGUUGACCUAGUAUUAAGAUGGUCAUCUGUAUAUGGAGAUUCAACUAAUCGUGCUGAUGAGGAUGAAGAGACCUUGGUGCUAGAGUACAUGCAACCUCCUCCGACUCUUAAAAGGCUACAUGUGAUGGAUUGGACAGGAGUGACAUUUCCAAGGUGGGGGAUUGACGAGUCCCCUUGCAUACUCCCUAACCUUGUUUCUUUGUGCAUUCAAUUUUGCCACCGAUGCAAAUGUCUCCCUCCCAUGAGUCAACUGCCUCAUCUCAGGUUUCUUGAACUUGCUUACCUUGAAGUAUUAGAAUAUGUAGAUUUUGACGACAAUGAUAUCCCUUCUGCUGCAGCAUACUUCCCAUCCCUAGAACGUCUGGAGUUGCAGAAUCUGUGCAAGCUGAAGGGAUGGUCAAGAUUACAAAUGAAGGCUGAUGUACAUCAACAAAGACAUGACUGGAAUCAGCAAUACUUUUCGACGCAGCGAGUUUUUCCCCGUCUUUCGUGGCUUAGAAUAUACAGUUGCCCGAAGCUGAGGUCAUUGCCUCUGGUGCCAAGACUCGAGUCUUUGGAGGCAUAUGGCAUCCACGGAACUCUGCUAAAGCAUCUCUUGUGUGGAGAGGAUCCAUUAGGAACAUUGUCAAAACCUUGUUCUGCAACUCCUUUCACAUUAAAGAAGCUGGACAUUGAAUCUGUUCAUGAACUGGAUUCAUUCACAAUAAAUAUUUGUUCACUGGAGUCAUUUUCAAUUAAGGGAUGCCAUGAAUUGACCAAUUUAGUGGCUGAAUCUCCAUCAUCUCUCAGGCAACUUAUAAUCAGUGAUUGUGGGAGACUGAGAGACAUAACUGGUGCAUUACAGCGUCUCUCUUCCCUUGAGGAUUUGAAGCUUUGGCACUGUGAAAAAGUGGAUUUGUGGGAUGUCAAGAAUGAUGAUGAUGGUGAAGAUGAAGCUAGUAGUGGCAGGCCGUUUUCUUUGCAAAGCCUGAAGUGCCUUAGCUCCUUGAGCUUGUAUUCAAUCUCAAAACUGAAAUAUCUUCCUAGGAGCCUAAGCUAUGUCACAAGUCUUCAAGAAAUUUACAUUGAUGAGCUCUCUGAAUUAAGGGGCCUACCAGAAUGGUUUGGCAACUUAACCCGGCUCCGGCGGUUGUCAAUAAGGAAUUGCCAUAACUUGGUGGCGCUCCCAGAAUCUUUUCGUGAACUUACUGCAUUACAAGAGCUUAAUAUUUGGAAAUGUCCAGAACUUGAGAAAAGGUGUGAAUGGCCAGAUGGCCAAGACCGGUCGCUUAUACCAUCCACUGUGUCCAUAUGUCGGUAUUGAGACAUCGCAGGGGCAUUUUAGCUUCCUGGAUUAGAAAAACCAUAUUAUCAUUCUGGGUUAAUUCACACAAAGGUUAAGGUGCUAUGCAUGGAGUACAAGGCAAGAAGAAUGUUGGUGAAUUGUCCACAGCCACACAGCCAACAACUAACCAAUGUUAGGCUAGAGUUUUAUAUCUGAAUCUACAAAUGAUGACAGCAUAUCUUAGUGGCUUAAAUAACAGCACUUCAUGGCCUGUAAUAGCAGAGCAAAAACAGAAUAAUGAAGUGGGAGAUUUAUUUGCGCAGCAUCCAAUUGUUACAGUUUACAUGACAGUUCAGGUAAUUAAUUGAUACUGUAAACCAGAAUCAAGCAAGAAUGCUACCAGAAUCAAGCAAGAAUCAUGCAAUGUGCAAGUAGAUGCCUCGUAGAAAUUUCCCAACAAUAAGUUUAUUAUACUACUAGCUGACGCGAUUGGAGUGUUUGUCAUUGGGUUGAUCUCUAGCAACGAUGGAGCUUCACCUGAGACGGUUAAGCUAUUCGCAUUUUGGCC
Molecule: messenger RNA, 4645 nt
Organism: Chenopodium quinoa (quinoa)
Lineage: Eukaryota; Viridiplantae; Streptophyta; Magnoliopsida; Caryophyllales; Amaranthaceae
Product: putative disease resistance protein RGA3
Exons: 6
Coding region: 679-4116 (1145 amino acids)
Biological process (GO): defense response to other organism
Molecular function (GO): ADP binding
Source: RefSeq, a predicted model, not a curated record